AUGCUCUCCCCGGACGCCCCAGAGCGUCGCGAUGCUCUCCCCAGACGCCCGAGAGCGUCGCGAUGCUCUCCCCGGACGCCCCAGAGCAUCUCGAUGCUCUCUCCGGACGCCCCAGAGCGUCGCUAUGCUCUCCCCGGACGCCCCAGAGCGUCACGAUGCUCUCCCCGGACGCCCCUUAGCGUCGCUAUGCUCUCCCCGGACGCCCUAGAGCGUCGCUAUGGUCUUCCCGGACGCCCCAGACCGUCGCGAUGCUCUCCCCGGACGCCCCAGAGCUUCACGAUGCUCUCCCCUGACGCCCCAGAGCGUUGCUAUGCUCUCCCCGGACGCCCCAGAGCGUCGCGAUGCUCUCCCCGGAUGCCCCAGAGCAUCGAUAUGCUCUCCCCGGACGCCCUAGAGCGUCGCGAUGCUCUCCCCGGACGCCCCAGAGCAUCGCGAUGCUCUCCCCGUACGCCCCAAAGCGUCGCGAUGCUCUCCCCGAACGCCCCAGAGGGUCGCGAUGCUCUCCCCGGACGCCCCAGAGCGUCGCAAUGCUCUACCCGGAUGCCCCAGAGCGUCGUGAUGCUCUCCCCGGACGCCCCAGAGCGUCGCGAUGCUCUCCCCGGAAGCCCCAGAGCGUCGCGAUGCUCUCCCCGGACGCCCGAGAGCGUCGCGAUGCUCUCCUUGGAAGCCCCAGAGCGUCGCGAUGCUCUCCCCGGACGCCCCAGAGCGUCGCAAUGCUCUCCCCGGACGCCCCAGAGCGUCGCGAUGCUCUCCCCGGACGCCCCAGAGCAUCGCGAUGCUCUCCUCAGACGCCCCAGAGCAUCGCGAUGCUCUCCCCGGACGCCCCAGAGCGUCGCGAUGCUCUCCCCGGACGCCCCACAGCGUCGCGAUGCUCUCCCCAGACGCCCCAAAGCGUCGCUAUGCUCUCCCCGGACGCCCCAGAGCGUCGCGAUGCUCUACCCAGACGCCCCAGACGGUCGCGAUGCUCUCCCCGGACGCCCCAGAGCAUCGCGAUGCUCUCCCCGGACGCCCGGGAGCGUCGCGAUGCUCUCCCCGGACGCCCCAGAGCGUCGCGAUGCUCUCCCCGGACGCCCCAGAGCGUCGCUAUGCUCUUCACAGACGCCCCAGAGCGUCACGAUGCUCUCCACGGACGCCCCAGAGCAUCGCGAUGCUCUCUCCGGACGCCCCAGAGCGUCGCGAUGCUCUCCCCAGACGCCCCAGAGCGUCGCUAUGCUCUCCCCGGACGCCCCAGAGCGUCGCGAUGCUCUUCCGGGACGCCCCAGAGCGUCGCGAUGCUCUUCUCUGAUGCCCCAAAGGGUCGCGAUGCUCUCCCCGGACGCCCCAGAGCAUCGCGAUGCUCUCCCCGGACGCCCCAGAGCGUCUCGAUGCUCUCCCCGGACGCCCCAGAGCAUCGCGAUGCUCUCCUCGGACGCCCUAGAGCGUCGCGAUGCUCUCCCCGGAUGCCCCAGAGCGUCGCUAUGCUGUCUCCGGACGCCCCAGAGCGUCGCGAUGCUCUUCCCGGACGCCCAGAGCGUCGCGAUGCUCUCCCCGGACGCCCUAGAGCGUCGCGAUGCUCUCCCCGGACGCCCUAGAGCGUCGCGAUGCUCUACCCGGACGCCCCAGAGCGUCGCGGCGCUCUCCCCAGCCGCCCCAGAGCGUCGUGAUGCUCUGCCCGGACGCCCCAGAGCGUCGCGAUGCUCUCCCCGGAAGCCCCAGAGCGUCGCGAUGCUCUCCCCGGACGCCCGAGAGCGUCGCGAUGCUCUCCCCGGAAGCCCCAGAGCGUCGCGAUGCUCUCCCCGGACGCCCCAGAGCGUCGCGAUGCUCUCCCCGGACGCCCCAGAGCGUCGCUAUGCUCUCCCCGGACGCCCCAGAGCAUCGCGAUGCUCUCCCCGGACGCCCCAGAGCAUCGCGAUGCUCUCCUCGGACGCCCCAGAGCGUCGCGAUGCUCUCCCCGGACGCCCCAGAGCGUCGCGAUGCUCUCCCCGGACGCCCCAGAGCGUCGCGAUGCUCUCCUCGGACGCCCCAGAGCGUCGUGAUGCUCUGCCCGGACGCCCCAGAGCCGUCGCUAUGCUCUCCCCGGACGCCCCAGAGCGUCGCGAUGCUCUCCCCGGACGCCCCAGAGCAUCGGGAUGCUCUCCUCGGACGCCCCAGAGCGUCGCGAUGCUCUACCCGGAUGCCCCAGAGCGUCGUGAUGCUCUCCCCGGACGCCCCAGAGCGUCGCGAUGCCCUCCCCGGACGCCCCAGAGCAUCGCGAUGCUCUCCCCGGACGCCCCAGAGCGUCUCGAUGCUCUCCCCGGACGCCCCAGAGCAUCGCGAUGCUCUCCUCGGACGCCCUAG
This is a messenger RNA of Closterium sp. Naga37s-1, 2316 nucleotides long. NCBI's taxonomy places the organism in Eukaryota, Viridiplantae, Streptophyta, Zygnematophyceae, Desmidiales, Closteriaceae. The record is from the annotation of a GenBank genome assembly.